Tachyglossus aculeatus (Australian echidna) is the source of this 1531-nucleotide messenger RNA. RefSeq names its product vascular endothelial growth factor D (gene VEGFD). Gene Ontology annotation, cellular component: membrane. Bases 1 to 1065 code for a protein of 354 amino acids. Gene Ontology annotation, biological process: response to hypoxia; positive regulation of protein phosphorylation; sprouting angiogenesis. The transcript is spliced from 7 exons. The record is from RefSeq and is a predicted model, not a curated record. NCBI's taxonomy places the organism in Eukaryota, Metazoa, Chordata, Mammalia, Monotremata, Tachyglossidae. Gene Ontology annotation, molecular function: vascular endothelial growth factor receptor 3 binding; growth factor activity; chemoattractant activity.
AUGGAUAAACAGUGGGCAAUUGUGAAUAUUUUCAUGAUGUCAUUUCUUCAUCUGCUGCAGGGAUCCAAUUAUGAGUAUGGACCUGUAAAGAGAGCACCUCGGUCAACCCUAGAGCAAUCAGAACAGCAAAUCAAGGCUGCCUCCAGUUUGGAAGAGCUGCUGCAGAUCACUCACUCGGAGGACUGGAAGCUGUGGAAAUGCAGAUUAAAACUGAAAAGCUUCACUAACUUAGACUCCCGCUCAGCCCCACAUCGCUCCACACGAUUUGCUGCUGCCUUUUAUGACAUUGAAACACUGAAAGUCAUUGAUGAAGAAUGGCAGAGAACUCAGUGUAUGCCAAGAGAGACAUGUGUGGAAGUGGCCAAAGAGUUGGGCAGAAGCACCAACACGUUCUUUAAGCCUCCAUGUGUGAAUGUUUUCCGUUGCGGGGGCUGCUGUAAUGAAGAGAGCCUUGUCUGCAUCAAUGUCAGCACAUCAUACAUUUCAAAACAGCUUUUUGAGAUAUCAGUUCCUUUGACGUCCGUGCCAGAACUGGUCCCAGUCAAAGUUGCUAACCACACAGGCUGUAAGUGUUUACCCACCACUCAGCGCCACCCGUAUUCCAUCAUACGAAGGUCCAUCCAGGCCCCGGAGGAGGAUGGCUGCCCCCACUCUAAGAAAUUCUGCACAGGUGGCUUGGUAUGGGAUAGCAGGAAGUGUAAAUGUGUCACCCAGGAAGAAAUUCCCCUCAGUGGACUGGAAGAACAUUCCCAUCUUUCAGAGUUGGCUAUCUGUGGGUCUCACAUGAAAUUUGAUGAAGAUCGCUGCGAAUGUGUCUGUAAAACGCCCUGCCCCAGUGACCUCAUCCAAAACCCAGAAAAUUGCAGCUGCUUUGAAUGCAGAGAGAGCCUAGAGAGCUGCUGUCAGAAGCAAAAAAUUUUUCAUCCAGACACCUGCAGCUGUGAGGACAGAUGCCCUUUCCACACCAGAACUUGUUCAAAUGGAAAACCACUGUGUGCAAAGCACUGCCGCUUUACAAAGGAGAAGAAAGGCUCUCACACCCUCCAUAGCAGAGAAAACCCUUGAUGAAAUAUUUCCUUUCCUAUUUUAUAACAGCACACUGCUUUGCCAAGUUGCUGUCACUGACUUUCCAAUCCUUAGUACACAUGGGGCAUCAUCCACUUCAUGGAGCACAAGACUCAAUCCAGCCUUUGCUUAUUUAUUCCAGUAAAUAAAUUGUGAGGAGUAGACCCCCUGGGUAGCUGCCCUGUGACCCACCUGGUAGCCAGGGCUGGUGAAGAGAAAGCCAACUCGAAAUUUUUACAUUGAAUGAAAUGGGUAUGUGUUUGUAUAUAUAUAAUGGAGUGACAGUCACCGUCCAACUGCUCAGAUAGAUGGACUACAUCUUUGUAGACUCUGAACUCCUUGCUAAUGCAACUCUUUUGUGAAAUACUCUUCGAUUCUUCCUUGUACAGAAUUUGAUAUGUUCAGCACUGACUUUUUUGAUCUACUGUCCAGCUUUUUAUUAUUAUGAAUUUAUUGUACAACUACU